Molecule: messenger RNA, 663 nt
Organism: Haliotis rufescens (red abalone)
Lineage: Eukaryota; Metazoa; Mollusca; Gastropoda; Lepetellida; Haliotidae
Product: acanthoscurrin-1-like
Exons: 3
Coding region: 141-536 (131 amino acids)
Source: RefSeq, a predicted model, not a curated record
GAGUGGUGUUCACACCCUGAUCACGUGUUUGUCACGUGACUACUACAUGUGUAUAUAUUACCCUGCCACAGCUGUAUCUUUCUACAUUCAACUCAAGACAUUCUUCGUCGACCCAUCUACAGACUCAGCAAGCCAGCACCAUGAACUCCGUCAUUAUCUUGGUAGCAUGCCUGGUGGCGGCCGCUGUCGCCGAGCCUAUUGGCUACAGUAAGGGUCUUUACGGUGGAUUUGGAGGAUUAGGAGGAGGAUUGGGAUAUGGUGGAUUUGGAGGAUACGGAUUAGGCCUUGGAGGACUUGGAGGACUUGGAGGAUACGGAGGAUUCGGAGGACUUGGAGGAUACGGUGGACUUGGAGGAUACGGAGGAUUCGGAGGAUACGGAGGAUUCGGAGGACUUGGAGGACUUGGAGGACUAGGAUACGGAGGACUUGGAGGAUUCGGAGGAAUUGGAGGAUACGGAGGACUUGGAUACGGAGGUCUUGGAGGACUCGGAGGGUUUGGAGGAAUCGGAGGUUUUGGAAAAUAUAGACAUUAUUAAUCUAACAACCUGACGAUGUUGAUAAAGACGAUGAACGUGCACCACCAGACACGUUUGUAUAUAUAGCCUUCUGAAUGUAUGAACUGUGAGACGUCGACCUUGAAUAAAGCGCGCAUGCAACAUGAAA